AUGAUAAAAAGUACGAACAAAUCAAACUCUAAUGUGUUGGAAGAUUUGAAGAAGAGCAUUGAUCCAGCUAAGUCAAAUAUCUGUGUGAACUCUGUGAGGAGGGUGAAUAAUGGCAUCAUUCUUAGCUGCGAAAAUGAAGCAUCAUUAUCCAAGCUGAUGGCGAGUAUACAGGGAGAACUCGGUGCGAACUUCACUGUCAAUGAGAUCCAGAAAUAUCGCCUACGCAUGGUGAUAAAUAAUGUAGAAUGCGCCUACACAAAAUCUGAGGGAUUAAUCGAGAAGAUCUUGUCCCAGAAUGAAUUUGGUAUUUUCAGUAGUGAGGAUAUAAAAACUGUAACCACUUUCAGAUGUUCCGAAUCUACUUUAAAUGUUGUCAUUGAAGUUAGCCCAAAAUUUACAAAAACGUUGCUAGAUAGAGGUCAUAUAUACAUGGGUUGGCAAAGAUGUCCUGUGCGGGAUUAUGUACGAAUUGUACGCUGCUAUAAAUGUUCAGGUUUUGGCCACAUGGAAAAAAUUGCAUACAUUCUAAAGUAUCAUGUCCUUUAUGUGCUGGAGAUCAUUUGGAAAAAAAUUGUAAAUCUGCUUUUAAGAAUUGUUCAAACUGUAUGA
Acanthoscelides obtectus is the source of this 609-nucleotide messenger RNA. Lineage: Eukaryota; Metazoa; Arthropoda; Insecta; Coleoptera; Chrysomelidae. The record is from the annotation of a GenBank genome assembly.